Telopea speciosissima is the source of this 1274-nucleotide messenger RNA. RefSeq names its product quinone oxidoreductase-like protein 2 homolog. The transcript is spliced from 6 exons. Gene Ontology annotation, molecular function: oxidoreductase activity; zinc ion binding. The record is from RefSeq and is a predicted model, not a curated record. Lineage: Eukaryota; Viridiplantae; Streptophyta; Magnoliopsida; Proteales; Proteaceae. Bases 49 to 1089 code for a protein of 346 amino acids.
AGCAACUCCCCUCGACUGAAACUUUUAAUUCGAGUUUUCAUCAAAUCAAUGGAAGCUCUGGUAUGCAGAAAGAUUGGAGAUCCAACUGUCCCCAUAUCAGAGUCGUCACCGAUCACCGUUUCCGCCUCUCAUCCCAUCCCAGCUUUGACUUCUCCGACCUCCAUUAGAAUACGUGUCAAAGCUACCAGCCUCAACUAUGCCAACUACCUGCAGAUACUGGGGAAAUACCAAGAGAAGCCUUCCCUCCCCUUCGUUCCGGGCUCCGAUUACUCCGGUGUAGUCGAAGCCGUUGGAAGCCAAGUCUCUAAGUUCAAAAUCAGCGAUAGGGUUUGUUCCUUUGCUGCCGUUGGGUCUUUUGCUCAAUUUAUCGUCGCCGAUGAGAAGGACCUGUUUUUAGUUCCUGAUGGAUGUGAUCUGGUUGCUACUGCUGCACUUCCUGUUGCAUUUGGAACUUCGCAUGUGGCUCUUGUUCAUAGAGCGCAAUUGAGCUCUGGUCAGGUCUUGCUCGUUCUUGGUGCGGCCGGUGGUGUAGGUCUCUCGGCUGUACAGAUUGGAAAGGUCUGCGGUGCUACCGUUAUUGCCGUUGCUAGGGGAGAUGAGAAAGUACAGUUUCUCAAAUCAUUGGGCGUGGAUCAUGUUGUUGACUUAAGCAAGGGAAGCAUUAUUGAAAAUGUGAGGCAGUUCCUGAAGUCGAGAAAUCUCAAAGGCGUUGACGUUCUGUAUGAUCCAGUUGGAGGCAAGCUUAUGAAAGAAAGCAUGAAACUGCUCAAAUGGGGUGCUAAUAUUUUGGUCAUAGGGUUUGCCAGUGGAGAUAUCCCUGUUAUCCCAGCAAAUAUUGCUUUGGUUAAGAACUGGACAAUACAUGGGCUGUAUUGGGGGAGCUACAAAGUACAUCGACCAGGUGUUCUUGAAGAUUCUAUGAAGGAGUUGCUUUCUUGGCUAGCAAGGGGCUUAAUAACCCUCAAUAUUUCUCAUACCUAUGCUCUAUCAGAGGCCAACCUUGCAUUUUCUGCAAUCAAGGAUAGGAAAGUCAUUGGAAAGGUGCUGAUUGCUUUUGAUGACAACCAAAUUGUGAGAUCGAAGCUCUGAAAGUUGUUACAAGGAAUCAGAGAAUGAUGGACGCACAGAAAAAUUACUUACAGUGGUUAAACCAUCUAUGCUCACCUGCUUCAAAAAGUUUUUACUUUAAAUUUAGCUGCUUUUGUAUGUGCUGUAGAGGAUAAUAAUCCCCCCUUAAUCAGAUAGAUCUACAGUUCAUCAGCAAGAUUGGCAAU